UGGCACGCCCUCAGCAGGGUGGCUAUAAGGCUCAGGAACGGGGGCCCACAGGGGAGCUGGGGCCUCCACUGCUGCUAUAUGGCCCUGCUGUUGCUCCUGGGACUGCUGGGACUACUGGGGCUCCUGGGCCUCUGGGGGCUGCUCUGCACCGCAGCCCCAGGCCCCUCCCCAGCUUCACAGUGGCCCCCUGGGCCUCGCCCGCUGCCGCUCCUGGGGAACCUGCCCUUGCUUCGAGCUUCACAACAGGACCAGUGGCUGCUGGAGCUCUCAGAACGCUAUGGGCCGAUGUUCACAGUUCACCUGGGAGGCCAGAAGACUGUAGUGCUGUCAGGCUACGAGGCUGUAAGGGAUGCCCUGGUGGGCACUGGACAGGAGCUGGCUGACCGGCCUCCCAUUCCCAUCUUUCAGCUCAUCCAGCAAGGCCGUGGCAUCUUCUUCUCCUCUGGGGCGCGCUGGCGGUCUGCCCGCAGGUUCACAGUGCGAGUGCUGCACAGCCUGGGUGUGGGGCAGGGCCCAGUGGCUGGCAAAGUGCUGCAGGAGCUGGCGAGUCUCACAGGAAAGCUGGAUGGCUUCAGAGGCCAGCCCUUCCCACUGGCCCUGCUGGGCUGGGCACCCUCCAACAUCACAUUCACGCUUCUCUUCGGCCAGCGGUUUGACUACCAGGACCCUGUGUUCCAGUCCCUGCUAGGGCUGAUUGAUGAGGUCAUGGUCCUAUUAGGGUCACCCAGCCUGCAGCUUUUCAACAUCUAUCCAUGGCUGGGGACCUUUCUUGGUCUGCACCGGCCUGUUAUGCGCAAGAUUGAAAAGGUCCGAGCCAUCCUGAAGACGAUCCUGGAGCAGCGACGGUGCACUACACCCAGGGGUGGCCCUGUACAGAGCUAUGUGGAUGCUCUGAUCCAGCAGAGUCAGAUACAGGGGGAUGACCACCAAGGCCUGUUCACUGAGGCCAAUGUUGUGGCCUGCAUGCUGGACAUGCUCAUGGCUGGCACAGAGACCACCUCUGCCACGCUGCAGUGGGCAGCCCUACUGAUGGCCAGGCACCCGGACAUUCAGGGUCGUGUGCAGGAGGAGCUGGACCGUGUGCUGGGUGCCAGGAGGCUCCCGCAGCCUGAGGACCAGCAGCAGCUGCCCUAUACCAACGCAGUGCUGCAUGAGGUGCAGCGCUAUAUCACGCUGCUGCCCCAUGUGCCUCGCUGCACAGCCACUGAUACCCGACUGGGUGGCUACCUGCUCCCCAAGGGCACGCCUGUGAUCCCUUUGCUGACCUCGGUACUGCUGGACAAGACCCAGUGGGUGACCCCCAGCCAGUUCAAUCCGGGGCACUUCCUGGACUCGGAUGGGCAUUUUUUGAAGCGGCUGGCCUUCCUGCCUUUCUCUGCAGGCCGCCGUGUCUGCGUUGGAGAAAGCCUGGCCAGGACUGAGCUUUUCCUGCUGCUGGCUGGCUUGCUCCAGCGUUACCACCUGCAGCCUCCACCUGGUGUCAGCCCUGCUGCCCUGGACACCAUGCCUGCCCUGGCCUUUACCAUGAGGCCCCGGGCCCAGGCCCUGUGUGCGAUACCCCGGCACUAGGGUGAUCUACCAGGCGACUCCCUGCCUGGCCCACAGCACAGGAGUCCCUGGUAGGUGACGGGGCAGCAGCAGUGUCCCUGAGGAUGACUGGCAAGUAGACCCACCCCACCCAGUCACAAAAGGUUAGGUGUCCAGCAGUCAGCUUUUGUGAGCAGAUCACAUCCACUGCUGGUGGGAAACAGACUCUUGUCUGGGUGCCCGAGAGGGAAUGUGACCUCAUAGCCCCAGUCUGUCUCUGCCAAGGCCUUAGCUCUCUCUCAGGCUCCUGCAUCCUCCGUACUACCCGCUCUCUUCUACUCUUGCCCCCUGGGCAGCCAGGCCCCCAGUACAGACUAGAAGUGUCCCUUCAGUGCUCCCCUAAGCCUAUCUCAGAUCCCAGGAGGCCUCAUGUUGCCCCACAUUUCCCAGGGCCUCCUCCAGCCAGGGGCAGGAUCUGCCAGAUGCCCUCCAUAGCUGCAGUAGGUGCUACUGGCCCUGGGGCACCAUGUACCAUGGCUCAACCUUGGCUGAUAUCACCAGUUCUCACCCUGCAUCAACCAGGCCUGAAGACCUGGCUGAUUCUCCAGCAGAUGCCCUGUUCUGGGGGUGUUGUGGGGCACUGGCUGGAGGCCUCUGCUUACCAUCAAAUGGUGCCCUUGGUUUCCCUAACUAGUGUGCUCUUCAUGAUGGGUGCUGCACUGAGGGCCCUGGUCUACCCCAGUGUACUGGGGACUAGGAACCUGAAUCUCAGUUUAUUCAUCUGUGGAAUGGGUCAUGACAGAGAACCAGAGAGCUUCAUUGGGAGAUACAGGGUUGAGGUAUCCCAGGCUGAGAUACCAGAGGCAUCCACAGGAAGGAAAGGGGAGGUCCCUGGGACCUCAGGGGGCACAUCAGGGAAUGAAGAGGCAGCUGGCAAGUUCUUCAGGCCCCACUGCACUCCAUCUCAGGAGGUCAAAGACUUCCACUCAGGACAGCCACCACCAGGACUGGCUGCUCAUGGAAUCUGGUGCAGAUUGGAAACUGAGGUGCUGAAAUGCACAAAGUUCAGCCAGAGUUCCACUCUCCCCACUGCUAUGACACACUGAAGCCUUGAGGGCAGGAGCUGGGCCCAGGUGGCACCCGCUGCCCACUGGGCUCCAUGGCCUCCUGUGUGGGCUGGAGAUCUAGAUGGCUGUACUUGGUUCCCAGCCCAUCUUGUGACCUCUGUCCUCACCGUGGCGGAGGCAGAGACAUCUAUCUGGCUCCCACAGAAUGCCCUGGGGUGGGCUCUCCAAUGUGGGCCUCUGUAGGACACACACACACACACAGGGUUAUCUAAGAAUCAGACUUUCGUGGGGGUUCUGUGUGGCUCCUGGCACAGUUCAUAUCAGCCUGGUGAGCUCGAGUUGGGGGUACCCUAGGCAGGCUAUGGCAAAGGAGAGGGCAGCUGGGUGUAAGGGUGCACGCCUGUGAUUCAAGAAUUCUGUGAGGCUGAGGCAGGAGGACUGUAAGUUCAAGCCCAGCCUGGGUGACAGUGAGACUGUAUCAAAAUAAAUUUUAAAAAGCUGA
Cavia porcellus (domestic guinea pig) is the source of this 3096-nucleotide messenger RNA. Its product is annotated as cytochrome P450 2W1. The record is from RefSeq and is a predicted model, not a curated record. The transcript has 9 exons. NCBI's taxonomy places the organism in Eukaryota, Metazoa, Chordata, Mammalia, Rodentia, Caviidae. Gene Ontology annotation, cellular component: cytoplasm; intracellular membrane-bounded organelle. Gene Ontology annotation, molecular function: iron ion binding; oxidoreductase activity, acting on paired donors, with incorporation or reduction of molecular oxygen, reduced flavin or flavoprotein as one donor, and incorporation of one atom of oxygen; heme binding. Gene Ontology annotation, biological process: xenobiotic metabolic process. The coding region runs from base 79 to 1569 and encodes 496 amino acids.